CCCACUUUUUGCCAGUGCUCCCAUAAUUUUUAGACUCUCCAUCCGCUCAUACUCAAAUCCAUCAUAUUUAUCGCCCAAUUAACGUACUCAAUUGCCUACUACCACAAUUCAUACGAAUCUAGUGGGCCGUAUCAAUUAGAGCCCCUAUUUCAACUUGUCUCAAUUUAAUUCGGUGCUUUUGUCACUAUGGAUGCUUCCGCAAAGAGGAAGCAUGCUCGGGGUUCCGACAACCGUCCCGUUAAAAGAAGUAAGGGAGGUAGCAAUGGAAGAUGGCAGACGCCACACCAAAAAUCUAAACUUGAGUCCUUAAAAGGUAAAGGCAUAGAACCAGGUGAUGUAGGCAUAUGGACUACAUGUGUGAAGGGCAAGGAGCGACAAUCUCUUGAGGAAUUGUUGAAUAUCUGCGAAGAGUAUGGAGAGAAGCUUUACGCCAUAAAACGGGAAGAUCCUGAUGAGGCUGCAGAGGAUGACGAAGAGGAAGACAUCGAAUCAUCCAUCAAGAAGGAAGUCCAAGGAAUGAAACCCAAAGAAAAACCCAAGGAUUCAGUGUUCGAACCCCUGCGCAUGGAUCUCGAUUGCUUGCUUUUCAUGCGGACGAAGGCACCUAUUAACUCCGUUGAGAUGGUCCGGCAGAUCUGCAAGGAUGCGAAAGGGGUGGAAGAGAAAAAAGAAAGGAAGUCAAGGUUCAUCAACCGAUUUACGCCGGUUACGGCGAGUGGAAAAGCCACUCAGCUUGGAUUGGAGGAGGUUGCGAAGAAAGUUCUAGGCGAACACUUUCAGUUGGCGGGUGACGAAGACGAUCAGGCGGCCGCUCAAACAGACGCAUAUACGGUGCGCCACUCGCUCAAAUCUAACCCCGAAUAUGCCAUCCGUCCCACAUUCCGAGCACACAACAUCCUCAAGCGUGACGAUGUGAUUAAGAAAGUCGCAGACCUGAUCUCAUCACACCACAAGGUCAACCUCUCAUCGCCAGAUAAAGUCAUUCUUAUCGACAUCUAUCAGACAUUUUGCGGUAUGAGCGUCGUCGACGGAGACUGGGAAGAUCUAAAGCGAUACAAUCUCCACGAAAUAUACAUGGCGGCUUCGAAGGCGCAAAGUGAAUCUAAUGAGAAGCCGAAAGAGAAGGAAAAUGCAUGAUUGCCGAGUCGUGGCAUCUAUCGCGUACACAUCGUAUGCAUGGUUAUACCAGUUAAUAAGCAUAUGCAUUUCUUGCUAGUUAUGGGCCAGUGUUCCCUUAUGAUAUAUCGCGUCGUUUAGUAUGACUCGCUAGCAAUAUCCCAUGCUAUGCUAUUGCCUGGUCAACUGGGGCUUUCGAUUAGCCUUAUUAUAGCAAUGGAAAAUCAAC
Hypoxylon trugodes is the source of this 1345-nucleotide messenger RNA. RefSeq lists its product as uncharacterized. Lineage: Eukaryota; Fungi; Ascomycota; Sordariomycetes; Xylariales; Hypoxylaceae. Gene Ontology annotation, biological process: tRNA modification. The transcript has 5 exons. Gene Ontology annotation, molecular function: RNA binding. The coding region runs from base 187 to 1137 and encodes 316 amino acids. The record is from RefSeq and is a predicted model, not a curated record.